Messenger RNA from Puccinia triticina, 432 nucleotides. RefSeq lists its product as uncharacterized. Lineage: Eukaryota; Fungi; Basidiomycota; Pucciniomycetes; Pucciniales; Pucciniaceae. The record is from RefSeq and is a predicted model, not a curated record. Bases 1 to 432 code for a protein of 143 amino acids. The transcript is spliced from 3 exons.
AUGACCCUCUUCCGAGCCUGCCUCGAUCUCCACGCCGGCCAAGUCAAGCAGAUCGUCGGUGGCUCAUUGGACCUGCGUGAACCGGACAAGCUCAAGACCAACUUUGAAUCAUUGCCCAGCAAACGACGAGGUUGCCCGGCGAGCACUAGAAUCCUGGCCGGGCCAGAUCCAGGUCGGCGGAGGGAUCAACCUGGAAAACGCACAGCAGUGGAUCAACGCCGGCGCAUCAAAGGUUUAUCUCCCAAAGUCAAAGCCAUCCCCACCCCAGAUUCGAGCAGCUCUGGCCGCUCGAGAAAUUCUCGAGACCGGGAGGGCGGUGGGAAUGGACAGCGCCGUGGAAGGGAUUCUUCGUCUUCUUCAUCUGGUCACGGCGGAGCUCGCCUGAAAGAAACGAUCACUACCCAUACUGAAUCAAGGAGAAAUAAACCAUAA